Molecule: messenger RNA, 1821 nt
Organism: Oenanthe melanoleuca
Lineage: Eukaryota; Metazoa; Chordata; Aves; Passeriformes; Muscicapidae
Gene: SHMT2
Product: serine hydroxymethyltransferase 2
Exons: 12
Coding region: 85-1566 (493 amino acids)
Biological process (GO): purine nucleobase biosynthetic process; tetrahydrofolate interconversion; regulation of oxidative phosphorylation
Cellular component (GO): mitochondrial inner membrane; nucleus; BRISC complex
Molecular function (GO): zinc ion binding; protein homodimerization activity; glycine hydroxymethyltransferase activity
Source: RefSeq, a predicted model, not a curated record
CGGGGGGCGGGGCCAGGCGGGACCGGGACCGGGACCGGGACCGGGGCUGGGACCCGGCCGGAGCCACGUGCAGCGAGCACCGAGAUGUGGCCGCUCCGCCUGGGCAGGAGGCUGCAGCGCUGGGGGGCCCGGGGGGCGCAGCACGGCCCCGCCCCCGCCCCCGGGCGGCCGCCGGGCUGGACGGGGCAGGAGAGCCUGGCAGACAGCGACCCCGAGGUGUGGAGCCUGGUGCAGAAGGAGAAGGAUCGGCAGUGCCGGGGGCUGGAGCUCAUUGCCUCUGAGAAUUUCUGCAGCCGGGCAGCGCUGGAGGCGCUGGGCUCCUGCCUCAACAACAAAUACUCUGAGGGAUAUCCUGGCAAGAGGUACUACGGGGGGGCCGAGGUGGUGGAUCAGAUCGAGCUGCUGUGCGAGCGGCGGGCGCUGGACGCGUUCGACCUGGACCCCGCCCGCUGGGGCGUCAACGUCCAGCCCUACUCGGGCUCCCCGGCCAAUUUCGCCGCCUACACGGCCCUGCUGCAGCCCCAUGACCGCCUGAUGGGGCUGGACCUGCCCGAUGGGGGACACCUCACGCACGGCUACAUGACCGACGCCAAGAGGAUCUCGGCCACCUCCAUCUUCUUCGAGUCCAUGCCCUACAAGCUUGAUCCCUCCACAGGCCUGAUAGACUACGCCCAGCUGGAGGUGACGGCGCGGCUGUUCCGCCCGCGCCUGGUGAUCGCCGGCACCAGCGCCUACGCGCGGCUCAUCGACUACGGCCGCAUCAAGAGGGUGUGUGAGGAGGUCAAGGCCUACCUGCUGGCUGACAUGGCUCACAUCAGCGGGCUGGUGGCAGCCAAGGCCAUCCCCUCCCCCUUCGAGCACGCCGACGUCGUCACCAGCACCACGCACAAGACCCUGCGCGGGGCCAGGUCAGGGCUGAUCUUCUACCGCAAGGGCGUGCGCUCCGUGGAUAAGAAGACGGGCAAGGAGACCCUCUACGACCUGGAGGACAGGAUCAACUUCUCUGUGUUCCCCUCCCUGCAAGGGGGACCCCACAACCACGCCAUUGCUGCUGUGGCUGUGGCCCUGAAACAGGCCAGCUCCCCAGCUUUCCGGGAGUACUGCCAGCAGGUGCUGAGGAACGCCAAGGCCAUGGCACAGGCGCUGCUGCAGCGCGGCUACACCCUGGUGUCAGGUGGCACCGACAACCACCUGGUGCUGGUGGACCUGCGGCCCAAGGGCAUCGACGGGGCGCGGGCAGAGCGGGUGCUGGAGCUCGUCUCCAUCACUGCCAACAAGAACACCUGCCCGGGGGACAGGAGCGCUCUGACCCCGGGGGGGCUGCGCCUCGGUGCCCCUGCUCUGACCUCCCGCCAGUUCCGUGAGGAGGAUUUCCAAAAAGUCGUGGAGUUCAUCGACGAGGGCAUUACGCUGGCCCUGGAUGUCAAGAGCAAAACCAGUAAGCUCCAGGACUUCAAGACUUUCCUGCUGCAGGACCCGGAGGCGCAGCGGCGCCUGGGCGACCUCCGCCAGCGCGUCGAGACCUUCGCUCGUGCCUUCCCCAUGCCCGGCUUCAGCGACCACUGAGGGGGGCUCCCCCCUCCUGCCAGGCUGUGGGGUCACUGCGGGGGGCAGGGAGAGGCUGAGAGCCCCACUCUGCCUUUCCUCCUCCCCCCGUCCCCCGUUUUCACCUCUGGGUGCUGCGCGCGCCCGUCCCGCUCACAGUGUUAGGGCACAGAGAGCCCCCAGACCCUGCUUGGGGUGGGGGGCACUGCUUGUUCCAGCCUCAUCUUGCACUUUUCUAUGGGGAGGGGUUGCUAAUAAAAGUGGGGGCAGAGCCUG